AUGCCAAAUUGGGGACCAUCUGUCCCCUUCCCCCCUUGGGGGCGGCUCUCAGGCCAACGUGGGGGCCCUCGGUCCCCUUCCCCCCCUGGGGGCAGCUCUCAGGCCAACGUGGGGACCCUUGGUCCCCUUCCCCCCCUGGGGGCGGCUCUCAGGCCAACGUGGGGACCCUCGGUCCCCUUCCCCCCCUGGGGGCGGCUCUCAGGCCAACGUGGGGACCCUCGGUCCCCUUCCCCCCCUGGGGGCGGCUCUCAGGCCAACGUGGGGACCCUCGGUCCCCUUCCCCCCCUGGGGGCGGCUCUCAGGCCAACGUGGGGACCCUCGGUCCCCUUCCCCCCCUGGGGGCGGCUCUCAGGCCAACGUGGGGACCCUCGGUCCCCUUCCCCCCCUGGGGGCGGCUCUCAGGCCAACGUGGGGACCCUCGGUCCCCUUCCCCCCCUGGGGGCGGCUCUCAGGCCAACUUGA
Closterium sp. NIES-65 is the source of this 462-nucleotide messenger RNA. Lineage: Eukaryota; Viridiplantae; Streptophyta; Zygnematophyceae; Desmidiales; Closteriaceae. The record is from the annotation of a GenBank genome assembly.